Messenger RNA from Ixodes scapularis (black-legged tick), 4310 nucleotides. RefSeq lists its product as uncharacterized. The transcript has a single exon. Gene Ontology annotation, biological process: regulation of transcription by RNA polymerase II. NCBI's taxonomy places the organism in Eukaryota, Metazoa, Arthropoda, Arachnida, Ixodida, Ixodidae. The record is from RefSeq and is a predicted model, not a curated record. Gene Ontology annotation, cellular component: transcription regulator complex. Gene Ontology annotation, molecular function: transcription coregulator activity. Bases 1 to 1134 code for a protein of 377 amino acids.
AUGCCGGCGCUGAUCGAGCGUCCCAAGAUGAGCCUGCAGAUGUGGGCCGCCCUUAAGGCGCACAUCAUGCGAGAACGGGAGCGCAAGAAACAAGAACAAGAAGCCGACGAAGCCAUCGAGAGGUUGCGUCGCGAGCAGGAACUCAAGCGCAAGCAGGACGCCAUGACCCUGGAGGAAAUCAAGGACCAAGUGAGCCAGUCGGAAAAGAAGCUCAAGGAACUCAAAGACGAAAAACACCAGCUCUUCAUGCAACUCAAGAAAGUGCUCCAUGAAGACGACACCCGCCGCAGAGCGCUCAUCAAGGAAGCCAACGAAAUGGCCGCGGCCGCGCAAGCCGCCGCUAAUCAAGCUUACGCCUCACAUCACCAAGCACUGAACGCGGUCGGAGUUAACCCGCCACAACCACUCUAUAUCCAGAACCUCAGCCGCACGCCGGUUCUGUACAAAAUGAGCCCCCAGCCGCCGCAGGGAACAACCAUGAAUCAGCAACAUCCCAACUGCCUGAAGCGCACCCGAUCCCCGUCGCCGCCGCAGUCGAUCCCACACUCGCAGACGACCUACCAGCCCCAGUUCGCCUACAAGGCCCAGGUCACGGCCUUCGGACCCAAGCUGGUACCGUAUCCGACCGUGAGCUCUGGUCAGACCCCGGUGUACUACACCGCACAUCACAUCGUACCCGCUAACGACGCUGCUGCCGCUGCCGCCGCGGCGGCAACCAUCUACGGCGCCGGGUACGCGACGUCGUUUACGACCGCUGCGCCGCCGCAGCCGCAUCCUACCGAAAGUACGCUGAAGCAGCACGUGGUGGCACCUCCGUCGUCGCAAGGCUACGCAGCGUCGCACCUGCCGCAGGCGUUCCAGCGGCCCAUGACUCAGCAGCCGUUGGAUCACGGCGGUGGUAAGGUGUCUGGCGGCACGGCGCCGCAAGCGGCUGUGUAUGCAGACGACAAGUUCUACGUGCAGGCGGGCGUGUUGCAGAGGGCGCCUGUAGUGGGCGGGUCGCUGACGACUGGUCAGCCUGUCGUGUCUGUGUCGAGGCAGGUCAAUGGGUCGUUUGUGUCGUCCCAGCCGCAACAGCAGUCUUCCAUUCAGCGACACCAGUAUGCUAGUCAACCAAACACACGAUUUUACUGAUAGAUAUAAUGCAAUGUUGAAGUUGCAGCUGCCGGUCAGUUUUGCAGCGAAUUCAGAUUGCAUGUCGGUCCCUCGGUCAGAUUACCUGUUGCCGAAAGGCAUUAGAGAAAAAUGAAACGAUGAACAGACUUCUUUCUUUUUUUUUGCAUUGUUAUGUUAUUAGCUAUUGCGACUUCAUUGAGCUGUUAUGGCCCCUGAACUGGAAUGUCGAGCAGGCUCAUGAAUGAGCCUCGAAAGCAACCGACUAAAGCCAUAUUUACUACACUGAUGAGAAGACUGGACAUCUCGUGUCCUUGAUGACAAGAAUGUCAUCAUUGUCCUUAUGGACAUCACCAAACCCUGCCCAGCUGCAUUCAGAACGACAGUUCCUUUAGUUUUUGUUGAAGAACCACUGUAGCUAAGGGGAUGAGUCACAAAAAUACUAUAUAGUUUGUUAAGUACCCAGUAACAUUUUACAGAUUCUUUGGUCACUUGCUAAAGGCAGUGUCACAAAUUUCAUUGAACUAGUUUUUUUGUCGAGCUGGUGCACAAAUAAGGAUGCUUCCGAAAACUUGAGACUGGCAGUAUCCACAGAUCUUUACAGAUGCUGCAAUGCAUGGAAGUUACAUCCCGUGACCAAAGAUAUGUCUGUGCUUCAAUUUUGGAAACCCUUGGACCAAACGAGUCGAGAACAACAAUUUACAUAUUGUGUUUUACCGAGUCCAGAGGGAUGAGGAUGAUUGAUCUGUAAUGAGGUUGGUUUAACUGACUUUUUUUCCUCGGUGUUUAUGCUUGUUUAGUUUGAUUGUUUAUUUUUAAAUUGUUAUUUCGCUUGUUAUUGCCACACUUGACCAAUCUCCACAGUUUGAAUGUAGCAUUACCGCCUGCCACCUUUCUUUUGGAAAUGCUCGCUAGAGUUGCGUGAAGACACUGGAUGCAACACAGUCCCUUUUUCAUGCCUAGAAUACCAGGGUGUCACAAAAAAAAAAUUACAGGGUUUUUUUUACCGCAAAAAUAAACUAGGCAUCGCCGAACGCUCAUUCUCCGCCCAAGGGUAGCGCUAGAGGUCACAACUAGAUGCCAAAGUUUCAGCCCGAUCCGAUACCUUGUUCAAAAGUUAUACUACGUGAUUUUCUGGAAAUUUAAAUGGGAAAAUGGAGCCCAUUUUUGGCCCGUUUUCGGUUUUUGGUGCCAUAAGAGCCCCAUGUAUUCAAAAACUUCGUCGUCUGCCAUUUUCCCAUGAAACUUUUCAGAAAAUCACUUAUAACAUUGGAAUAAGUGAUUGUGUGCUGAGACUUUGGCAUCUGAUUUUGACCUCCACCGCUACCUUCGGGCGGAGAAUAAGCGCUCGGCGAUGCCUAGUUUAUUUUUGCGGUUAAAAAAACCGUGUAAAUUAUUUUUGGUGACGCCCUGUACAUUGCAUAGUCUGUAGUAGCCUUCUGUUUUUGUUUUGUUAUACCCCCAUAUACAGCACAGUUAUUCAAGUGCACAGAGUUUUUUGAGGACACAUGUACGAGGAGCGAUCAAGAUUUUCCAAAACAGGAGUGAAUAUGGAGCAAAAUGCAUGGAUUAGUUUUCUAAAACGGAGUGCUGACAAGUGUGCUUCCGUCGGCAUUAAAGAGCCAUUUGUGGUGGAAGUCACACCUAAGUACCAGCAGCCACAGUCUGUAGAUGUUCCUGGUGUGGAAACUACCAGUGCUUUUACUGGAGACAAACUAAAUCCACCAGGUGGCGGGGGGGGGGGGGGGGGGGGGGCACUGUCAGCAUUUUGGAAAGGCCUGUUGGGUCGGAUCAGAUGUCUACACUCUGCACUAAAAAUGUUUUUCACACUGUGUUCGGAAAAGCUGCGGAGAUAUUGCAGAGCUUUACUUGCUCCCGUCUUGGAACUUUUUGAGACAGCUCAGUCAUGAAAUGCCUCUUUUGUGAUGAUGCCAUACCACAGAGUCUUCAGAGUAUUCCAUAAUAUGCAAAGAAAGAAAAAAAAAAAGGAAAAAAUGCAUAAUCCAUUUUGCAUGUAGCACUGUCGAAACCAAACAUAUAUAUGCAUAAUAUAGAGAGCACAUAACCGUGGUACGAUCGCACGAUCUCGUGUAUUUCCCCAGCGGUCACCCCUUUCACUGUCCUUUAUGCAGCUGAUGGGAUCCAAAGAGGUGCAAUUUCAUGCAAGAUUUUUUUUUAUAUAUAUAAAUAUACGUUCCGAUAUAUAUACACAUACAGUCAUUUAUACAAAUAUGCACAUCUUGCAUGCAAGUUCAACUUCUCACGUCUUGCAGUUUUGUGUUUUUGGUGUGUGCUUGCAAGCUUACGAUAUACUAUACAGCCAGCUUGUCUCUUGUAUUGUCUGCUAAAAUGUGCUCGAAAAAGCAAUUGAAUGUAGCCAUUUAUGACACCCUUACAGAAGCAUAGAUGGGACGCAUUUGGUCUACAUAGCCACCUCGAAAUUAGCGCAUCGUAAACAGGUGCUGCAACUAGUGCACGAGAUGCUUCAAAAGUGGCACUUCUAAGCUUGGUUAGCAACAGCAGAUACUUGGAAGUCUUUUUGAAUAGAUGUAGCAGCGGCUCUCCAUUCCUGUCCUCCUGUCCACACCAUGUUUGUGCGUACACCCAUACUCCGUUCACCCCCCCACUGACAGUGCGGUGGAAGCUGCAUGUUCGUUGAACCGGUCGUACAACAAUCUUUCGCCACAUGAUCGUGCUCUUCCCCAUAGCAACAGGCAGUGUGUGUGGUCAGGUGGUGAAAGGGAGACAGGCGAUUGGUCAGGCGACGCAUAGCUCUUGCUGCACUGUCAGCUUGGGCGAGCGGAGCAUAGUGGUCACCAAAGAACAACACAGGUAUUUCUAAAUGAUUUUCCCAUGUGGACUUUGACCGAGUUGCACUCUCGAUAGUUUUUUAGUCACAAAUAUAUCUAUAGAUCUUGUACUUUCAAUGUACAAAAUGAGGUAUGAACACUGGUCAUAUGACUGUCUAAACUGAAGCUUCUGUGUAGUUGUCCAACAGGAGCUUGUGCACUUCACUACAAUGGUGCACAGACUUGCAAUCCUAGCAUUUUUUAUCACCCUGUUCGUUGCGUAUGUCACUUUGGGCGGCAUAUUUUGCAGCACCAUGUGUUGUCUUGCCAAAGGGACCUUGCAUACUUUUUUUGUUCCUUUCCAACAAGUUGGGCAUUUAUUACGCAAUAAAGCAAGCUGAUACAGCA